Molecule: messenger RNA, 510 nt
Organism: Cannabis sativa
Lineage: Eukaryota; Viridiplantae; Streptophyta; Magnoliopsida; Rosales; Cannabaceae
Exons: 1
Coding region: 1-510 (169 amino acids)
Source: RefSeq, a predicted model, not a curated record
AUGGUUGCUUGUCCUUUCACUACGGCAUGUUUGGAUCGGGGUUUGGGUUUUUCUUUCAGGAUUGGAGAUACUGAAUUUGGAUCCUGGUUCGAGAGCUUUUGCAAUACUCACCCAGGAGAUGAUAUUGAUAAAUUGGCUAUGAUUUUAUGGGGUGUUUGGGGAGCUAGAAAUGACUUGCUUUGGAAUAAGAAGAUUGCUUCUGUUGAAAGAGUUGUCUCUGCUGCAAUUACAUACCUUGAACUAUGGAAAGUUGCUCAGUUGAAAAAUGGAGGUGUCUCGGCAUCUCCUAGCCAAGUCUCGGCUAAAUCUGAGUUAUGGAGUAAACUGUCUUUGGGUGAGUUAAAGGUUAAUUGCGAUGCAGCCAUUUUUUCUAGGGAAAAGAGCCACGGCCUGGGGUGGAUUGCUCGAGACUCUGCUGGUGUACUUCUUACUGCUGCUGCCGUGAAAAUAAAUGGUGAUGUCGACCCUGUGGUGGUUGAAGCAAUGUCAAUGAAGGAAGCAUUAAGUUAG